Messenger RNA from Durio zibethinus, 1073 nucleotides. RefSeq lists its product as uncharacterized. Gene Ontology annotation, biological process: lipid metabolic process. Gene Ontology annotation, molecular function: oxidoreductase activity, acting on the CH-CH group of donors. Lineage: Eukaryota; Viridiplantae; Streptophyta; Magnoliopsida; Malvales; Malvaceae. The record is from RefSeq and is a predicted model, not a curated record.
AAAUUUUCCUCUUCCCUUAGGAUAUUGUUUGGCUAUAAUCUUAAAACCAACCACACAUGCAAUAUGUGGUUGCAAUUCAUCAAAAUGCAUAAACAUUCUUAGCAUAUAAGAUUUUAUAAAGUCAUAUCUUUACGUUCACGCGCCUGCAGAUAUACAAAAAAAAAAAAAAAAAAAAAAAACGAAUCUUAGACUGAAAAAAAAUGUCUUGGGUGAAAUUUCUUUUCCCACCUUCUAUGUUUGUGAUUGCAACAUCUCUAGCAUCUUUUACACCGUUGGUAAUUUCUGGGUUAUCAGAAAUAAGAGGGAAACAUCUUCAAUAUUCUAAGUUCUUUGGCGUUGGUUCACAAGCUUCUGCUGUAGCAGAAUCGAAGGUAAAGUUUUCGAGUCGAGCUGGCAUGGUUAUGGUUUAUACACCAGCUUUCCUUGCUGGGAUUUCUUCUUUUGUGAUUUUCCCAGAUGUGGGUCUCAGGUUUUUGUUGCUCAGAUCUGCCAUUUCCAUCCAUUUCUUCAAGAGAGUUCUUGAGUCUCUUUUUGUUCACAAAUACAGUGGUGAAAUGCCUUUUGACACAAUGAUAGUGAUACUUCUCAGUUAUUUCUCAGCCAGUGCACUCAUGAUCUUUAACCAACACCUCACCAUGGGGCUUCCAGAGCCACCAGUUGAUUUGAAGUACCCUGGAAUUCUUCUGUUUUUAAUAGGAAUAAGUGGCAAUUUCUACCAUCAUUACCUUCUUUCCAAGCUGAGAAGCAAAGGUGCCAAAGAAUAUAAGAUUCCCAAGGGUGGUUUGUUUGACAUUGUUAUAUGCCCUCACUAUUUGUUCGAGGUUUUAGUGUUUUGGGGAUUUGCUUUCAUUUCCCAGACUUUGUAUUCAUUUUCAUGCUCUCUUGGCACUUCUUUUUACUUGUUGGGUAGGAGUUAUGCCACUAGGAGAUGGUACCUUUCCAAAUUUGAAGAUUUUCCCAAGGGUGUCAAGGCUAUGAUUCCAUUUGUAUUUUAGCUAUAUUAUGGUGAGUUCCCAACUCAUUUAUAAAUUAACCAAGCACGUAAUAAUAUUAUAAAUGUUUGAAUUUUGUAA